CGCCCUCAUUUAAAUAACAAUCGUAAACACAGUAUUUAGUCUUAAACCAUCUAUCAGCCAUCAACGUGUAUAAUUAUCCAAAUUAACUACAAGAAUAAUCCAAAUAUAAUCGAAAUGAUUUUCCGUCAAUAGAACGGUAAACAUAUCUAAAACCAGGUAAGUUAAAGGCCACGACUACUACAAGAUAUCGGUACUUGGAUAUCUUCUUAAAAAUAAUAAUCGUUGACUGAACUGAAAUUUUUUUUGGCAAAUCAUAAUUCAUGUUAAUCGCUCUAAUAAUAUUCAUCAAUAAAUAUUGAUCCAACCACCUCCUUCAAUUACAAUCGUAUUAUCUCAUAUAACGAUUCACUAUACUGAAUCAAAAUAUUUUACAUUAUUAAUUUAGCAUAAUAUUAUUACCUUAAUAAGGUCUUUCAUGUCUCUGUAUUUAACACAUCAAUUACAGUGACGAUACGUCGUGAUCUGCUCGAUGACAAGAAUAUCUACGAUGUACUAAAAUGAUAUUUUAUGAAAGUGAAAUACAUUUUCCUAUAUCAGCUUAUUCGUUAUUAAAAUAGUUGGUGGACAUCGGGUCAUAUGAAAAAAGAAAAAUUCGAAAACGGUAAACCUCUACAGUUGAUCAAAAACAGUAAAUUCUAAAUCUUAAAGUCAAAUACAGAUUUAACACAUAAUUCGUAUACGGCAGCACCAUCUAACCAACGUAGUAAUCAGCCGUUGAAGCGGUUUUUCGUACUACGAUCAAAGUUAGUAAAGUCGGAUGUAGAUACCGCUGUCAUGAUUAUGGUGUGAACGAGUCAACCGAAUAUAAUUUAAACCGAAGAGAAUUUCCACCCUUCACAUUCGUCGAGAUUACCAUUGAUUGCGAGGCUGUGCGAUGACAUUGACGAUCUGAGGCUUUCGACUGACCAAUGACAAACUGGCUCCGCCCCAUAAAAUCUCGCAUCACUUUGCUACCGUACCGAGGUCAUCGAUGAUCAUCAUUCUGCUGACAGCAAUAUGGACAGCUCCGAAGGAAGACGACCAAAGUGCGCGCGAUGUAGGAACCACGGCGUUAUAUCAUGGUUGAAGGGUCACAAAAAACGGUGCUCAUACAAAGAGUGCGUGUGCCCCAAGUGCAAUCUUAUAGCUGAAAGGCAACGGGUUAUGGCUGCUCAAGUGGCAUUAAAAAGGCAACAAGCGGCCGAGGAUGCUAUAGCAUUGGGAUUGGCUUCGGUUACUUCCGGAACUAAGUACGGAUGCUUACCACAAGGUCCUAUAUUUGGUAUGACUGUUCCCACAUCCAAGUCUCCUGACACGAAAGAAGAAACUGCUCGACCUGAAGAAAACUCGGCAGCGACUUUACAGGUAUCAGAUGGGACCAAGGGUGUUGUACCACCGGGUUCUCUCGAUUUGCUUUGUCGAUUAUUUCCAGAAAAAAAACGAUCGGUCCUAGAACUGGUACUUCGUCGUUGCGAACAUGAUUUAUUGAAAGCUAUUGAGCAUUGUGUACCUUUAUGCAAGUCUUUGGCAGCCACUCCAAAAUCUCGGAAGACUAGCACAGAUAAGGUUGAAACACCUCAGGCUACUAAUAUUGGUUCUGCAUUUAUGCCUUGGGGCUUACACCGUGAACCACCAGUGGCUCAUCAAAAUACUCGAAGACAGUUAGCCACUAGAUUGACUUAUCAUGUACCAGAACCGACAACUACAUUAUUUCACCACUUUCGGACCCAAUCUACUGGAGUUUCGUGUGGACCGCCUUUUUAUUUGCCGCCGUUUUUGCUAGAAUCAGCCGAGUCAUGCCAUGUAGCCAAUUGUGCCGAAUGUGCAUCAGCUGCAGCUCAACAGAUAUGAAAUACUUGGAAUCGUUUUUACUGUUAUUAUAUUCAAUUAAAAUGUAUAAAUAUAUAGAUAUUUGUAUAA
Molecule: messenger RNA, 1899 nt
Organism: Aphis gossypii (cotton aphid)
Lineage: Eukaryota; Metazoa; Arthropoda; Insecta; Hemiptera; Aphididae
Product: doublesex- and mab-3-related transcription factor A2-like
Exons: 6
Coding region: 997-1830 (277 amino acids)
Biological process (GO): regulation of transcription by RNA polymerase II; sex differentiation
Cellular component (GO): nucleus
Molecular function (GO): RNA polymerase II cis-regulatory region sequence-specific DNA binding; DNA-binding transcription factor activity, RNA polymerase II-specific
Source: RefSeq, a predicted model, not a curated record